Carica papaya (papaya) is the source of this 2005-nucleotide messenger RNA. Its product is annotated as glycine-rich protein. NCBI's taxonomy places the organism in Eukaryota, Viridiplantae, Streptophyta, Magnoliopsida, Brassicales, Caricaceae. The record is from RefSeq and is a predicted model, not a curated record.
AACCCCCCACCACACCACCUCACCUCAAUCUCCACAUUUCCUCUGCUUUUUGGCUCUCUCUCCCUCAAAAACCCCUCUCUGCGCCGCUUCUUCUCCUCCCUCCAAAACCCCCUCCUCUCUCUCCACCACCGCCACCCGGUGGUACUUCUUCCCCGCCUAACCUAAACCCCAGUCUUGAAAAUGGCGGCCACUGCUGCCUCCGACGUCACGGACGGACCUGUCGUGAGCCUCAUCAACAAGCGCCUCCGUGCCCUCCGCAAGAAAUUGAACCGAAUUGUCCAGAUGGAAGAGUCUAUCGCCCAGGGAAAACCCAUCAACAAGGAGCAAGAGGACGUUCUCCGCUCCAAGCCUGCCGUCUCUGUCCUAAUCGAGGAGCUCGAGAAACUUCGCCAGCCUCUUUCCUCCGCCGUCGCCGAGGAGGUUAGUCUCGCCAUCCAGCGACACCAGGUCUCCUCUGAUCAAACAACGCCUCCCGAAGAUGAUAGGGAUUCGCAUGCCCAAGACCCACCCAAAACUGAAGAAACCGCCAAACUUCCCGCCGUGGAGGAUCUCGUGAAGCUGCUCUACUUCGGGUCUCUCUUCGAUGUCAAGUCCCAGGCUGACUUCACUUCUAUCAUGUUGACCAGGACCCACGAGAGGGGUUGCUGCUUGACUUACGAUUAUGUUACUGAUGACGCCACGGAUCUGCUUGGCGAGAGAGAUUUGGAUAUGAUUUCGUCUUUGAGCGGGUUGUUAAUCUCCCGGCCGGUGGAUUCCAGUUUGUCUCACAAGAAUGCUUUGCAGCGGUGCGUCGAGCAUGCCAUGCGCUGGUUAUCUAACUCGGACGAGCCCAUUGAGCCUAAAACUGACGUUUCAUAUGCGGGAUUGAGAGAGAAGUUGAAUAAGAUAAUGGCUUCUGAUUACUUCACCACCACACCUGAGAUGAAAGCGCAUGUUGAAGUCGCGGCUGCUGCGGCUGCUGGCAGCUUUGGUGCUUUUCAGGUGCCAAUGCAUGCUUCCAUUGUUCCCGUUGAAGUGCCAGUCCAGGUUGAAGGCUCAUCUGGACAGUACCAGCAAACGGACGAUAGUAGUUUUCAAGAUGAAGCUGAUGAUAGUCAACCUAGCCCACCAGAGGAGCAUCAGCAGGAUGAGUUAGAGACUCAUAAUCGUACAGAUGUUGUUUCGGAUUCUCAAGAACAAUUCAAGGCAGAGCAAGAGGAUGAAGUUGAGCAGAAUCAGAGAGAGAUUGAAUCAAAGGAGCAACAAUACAUUCCGCGGCGGUCCUACCAAAACCAAAGAGGUGGUCGUGGCAGUGGUGGUGGUCGGAGGGGUUAUAGCAAUGGCCGUGGAGGUCGAAGUGGUGGUAGGGGAGGUGGAGCCUAUCAGAAUGGUCGGAACCAAUAUUAUGAGCAGCCUGGAAAUUAUUAUCAAAGAAACUACUAUAACAACAGGGGGAGAGGCAGCAGGGGUGGGGGGCACCCUUACAACAAUCAUAGCUCGGGAGGUCUAGGAGGUCGAACUUCAGUUGAUGGUGGUGUGGCUUCUUGACAUUCUCAUAUGUAGGCGUUUUAAUAGGGUGUCUGGUUGCUAGUCUUGUAGGUGGGUGGUGAAUAUGUCUUUUGCUUUCCUUGAACAAUGUUUUGAAAUGUGAGCCGAUGUUAUAACCAUCCAAGACACCCUUUUCCUUUUUGUAGUUUCUGAAAUCGGGGACUUUUAUUGAAAAUGUUUAGAAGAAAUUUUAGCUUUUUCUCUGUUUCAUGUGAUAUACAUUGAUUCUGCUCUUUGGAAGAGGCUUGAAUUUUCCUCCAUUUUAUGGGUAUAGGACAAUUUUGAUGGUGAGUACAGGUAGGUUAUCUAAUGCACUGAUCAUCAUAUGGAGAAUCUUUUGUUAAAGUUGAAGCAAUUAAUCCAUCAAAUAGCUGGUUCAGGGUUGGUCUCAGCAAGCUGGUUGGAAUUGCUGAAAGAUGUCUGCCAUGAAAAAGGAAUUCAAACUUUUUGCAAGCUGAUUCUGGUGCAUUGGAGAAAA